Messenger RNA from Aegilops tauschii subsp. strangulata, 1286 nucleotides. The record is from RefSeq and is a predicted model, not a curated record. NCBI's taxonomy places the organism in Eukaryota, Viridiplantae, Streptophyta, Magnoliopsida, Poales, Poaceae.
UUAGUUUUGGCAUCCAUAGAUCGACCAUUCCAUAAUUGUUGACAUGCCUAUCGCUUUCAGGAUUAUAUACAUACAAUAAAUAAAUAAAAUAAAAUAAUGGCACGCACACACGCACGACCUAGCUUAACUAGUUUGGCAUAAUUUGGUGGCAUGAAGCGGCAGAACUUUGGCGCCGCACUCACACUCGACUACUCCACGGGGAGUAGAAUGUAGGAUCAUCAAAUGGAGGUAGCAGUGUGGCUCGGCGCCUUCGACACCCCCGAGGCCGCCACCAUGGCCUACGACCAGGCCGCCGCCGUCCUCAACUACCCCGUUGAAAGCGUGAAGGAGUCUCUCCGCACGCUCGCGCUACGUCCCGACGUGCCGGGAGGUUCCCCCGUGCUCCCGCUCAAGCGCCGCCACUCCAUCCGGAAGCGAUCCCCCAACAAGGCCAAGAAGACCACCGCUGGUGCUACUCUGCUCGCGCCCACCAAGAUGAUGAUCAACGAGCAGGCGGCAGCCGCGCCGGUGCAGCAGUCGACGACGUCAUCCGCAGGCGUGGUGGAGCUCGAGGACCUUGGCGCGGACUACCUGGAGGAGCUGCUCCGGGUGUCCGACGAGCCAUCGUCAUCAUAUCGACCAUGCUGAUGGGGAGCUGGGAUCAUCAUCACCAUCACUAUGUCGAUGACCAAUCAGCGCUCGCCAACACGGCGCCGUUGUUGUUCCCCAAUUGCUAGUUUGAGAGCUCCACCCAUGGCUAGCUGGCUGGCUCAACUGCCGGCUCCUCCUCCUCCUCCUCUGCUCUCUCUGCUUUGACUUAAGAGCAUCUCCAGCCUCACCCCAAGCCCACUUUUUGUGUGCGGACAAUGUAAAAAAGGCAAAAAAAAAAUGACUCACUCAUGCCCCCAAGCGCCCCCGACCUCAAAAAAGCGUCGGCAAACCUAGGCGAAACACAGCGCGCUGGGUGCUGGCGAAAGCAACAACCAAUAAUAUUCCCCAUGCGUCCUUUUGUUUGGCCCACCGAAUCACAUUUUGGCUGUCCUGGGGGCACCAACGGCUUAGAAAACAUACUCCCGUUUCAUCCGGCGAAAACGUUUUGCCCCGCAGGGCGUGCUACUUUUUGCCCGGCGAUUGGGGGCCUCCAACAGCUGGAGAUGCUCUAAAUUGCAAUCCAUCCAUCGACCAUUGCAUGCCCCGUAGUAUGUCUCUCUGUUUCGUAUGUACUACAUCAAAAAAAAAAGAGAAAGAGCUAGUUAUAGAAUGUUAGACUAUGUAUAGCUUCUGUAUUUGUGUACGUAUAUUGUAUC